AGAAUACUCACUGAUGCCCUGCGGGGUGGUUCGAAGACCGCGGAAAUUCCCAGGUCUACUUAAUCGCGCUCAGCACUGCCUCUACUCCACUCCCGCGCCGAAAGGCGAUGAGUUGGGACCGAUACAGCAAGAUGGGCACCAAAGCUUCAGGGUCCGCAGAGAUGGGAAGCGUCUCCCACUGCCUCCACUCCUCGACCCCGUAGUCCUCUCAGAGAGAUCACGAUGGGAGCAGCCCAAGGCGAGGCCCAGUGCCAAUAAAUUCACCGCGUUCCAGAGAAAGCUCAGGGAGAGUCCUUACGCUCAUGCCCUUGCCUCACCCGUUCGCCAAUGCCGGGCCACGCAUGUUUUCCUCCCAUCGGCCUUGCUUAUUUCACUCCAUCCAAGGCCACAUCCGGAGACAUCAGAGCCAUGGCUUCUUCCUGUGAACCUGACAACCAGUAUAAAGCACCUCGGGCCACCCUAUAGAUUUCUCAAUCGGCACCUUGUUGCUACGCAAUUAAGCCAGAAGCAGAACUGGAAAGCCGGCAUGUAUCCCAGACUGCAAGAUAAACUUGGGAGCAAAGCAUCCAAUAUGGUAUGGCGGGAGGACAUGCCCGAGUUGAUUCUUACACUAUUGCGGAAGAAUCUUGUUUACAAGCUUCGGUGGCACCUCCAGAAGUCUGGGGGCCGGAUGGUGGUUUGCGACGAUGCUGGCUCGUCUGCCCUCCAGGCCAUUGAGGAUGUAUCAUGCGUCUUGUGUUUUGGGUCUCUGAAAACCAGCGCCGACGAGAUCCAAAUUCAGGCGAAUGGGAUACUGGAGGAUGUCGAAUAUCUGGCCGGUUACUAUGCUGAGGGCCACAAAAAAGCCUUAGACCCGCACCAAUCGAGGUCCAUAUCUCAUCAUCCACCCCCUUGGUGGAGAGGGCCAGUAGUGCCGCGUCUCCAGCCGAGAUAUCAGUUCCCUCCUUUAGAGUUCAAGACUACCGGAUGGCGAGGUACGCGUGUUGCAGUCUAUGGUCUGUUUGACUUGUUGGGCGAGGACAAGGGACGAGAGUUGGUCGAGGGCACACGAUUUGAAGGCGCACAAUGUGUAGUCAUGAAGAGGGGUCAUCAGAAUGUGCCGUUGCAGUUGCAGCUCAUGCAACUGCAAGCAUAUUUAGCGACUCCUGGGCCUUAGUCUUCUCUUGCUGCCAUUCGAAUAUUUCACAAUUGCUUGUGUUGUCUCCUUCUCCCUUUCACCCUAGGCUCCACGACAAGAGCAGGUUGUGCCGAACACCUCUCCCCGACGUAGGUGGUAUCAUUUCUCCCCAACGAUACUUCACAUCGAC
Messenger RNA from Lindgomyces ingoldianus, 1307 nucleotides. RefSeq lists its product as uncharacterized. The transcript has 2 exons. Lineage: Eukaryota; Fungi; Ascomycota; Dothideomycetes; Pleosporales; Lindgomycetaceae. The record is from RefSeq and is a predicted model, not a curated record. The coding region runs from base 14 to 1156 and encodes 380 amino acids.